This is a messenger RNA of Meloidogyne enterolobii, 957 nucleotides long. The record is from the annotation of a GenBank genome assembly. Lineage: Eukaryota; Metazoa; Nematoda; Chromadorea; Rhabditida; Meloidogynidae.
AUGUUAAAAAUUCGUUGUUUCAACAACAAAAAAGCUUCUACUUUAUUUACAAAUGCAAUCUCAAUUUUUGUGGAAACAUUUCAAGUAGUUCCUUGUUGUAGCAGAUUUUAUUCAACAUCAAAUAUUGGAGAAUUAAUUAAUAAAAGAAUUGGAAAAAUAAUUUUUCAACGAUCUUUUGGCACUUCUGGACAAAAAAAUUUAUAUGAAAUUCUUGAAGUUAGUCAAAAUGCAACUCAAACAGAAUUAAAAAGUGCUUUUUACAAACUUUCUAAAAGGUAUCAUCCAGAUGUUUCCGGUUCAAGUGAUGCAUCAAACAAAAAAUUUGUUGAAAUUUCUAAUGCUUAUGAAACAUUGAAGGAUGAACAAAAACGUCGAGAAUAUGACAGACAAUUACGUUUUGGCACUUCUCAAGAAAGGCCAGGUACUGGUAGAGAAACUGGACAACCUCCAACAUGGAGCACAGAUUUUCAUCCUCGUCCUCCAUUUAAAAAUCAGGAAUGGGAAAAGGAAUGGAAAUGGCAAUUUGGAGCAACAUCUGACAGACAAAGAAGACGCCCAUUUUCUCCUUUUGAUGACAUUUUUGGAGGACCACCACCUUCAGGUUCUUCACCUUUUCAACGAUGGCAAUGGGAUCAGGAACAAAAAAGAAGACAAUGGGCGGAAUGGGAAUGGGGAGAAGAAAUUGAAAGAAGAAAAAGGGAAGAAAAAGAAUUGAAUGAGUUAUGGCUUAAAUUAAGAAGAGAAUUUGAAGAGAAAAAUAAAGAAGAAUUUGAUAAGAUUCGUAGUAAUCUUUCUGACAGAGAAUGGCGUGAGAGAGAAGAACUUUUAUGGGAUAUGGCUUACUCAAAAUGGCUAGAACAAAAACAAAAAAUCCGAGAAGAAGAACGUGCAAGAACGCAACGUAGCUUAAUUAUCUUUCAUUUAAUUAUAUUAAUUUUGUUAUUGUUUUUGUUAUAA